AUGACGGCCGUGGGCUGCACCCUGGCGCUCGCCGCCGUGUUCCCGCUGGGAUUGGACGGAUACCACAUCGGGCCCGGGAUGUUCCCCUUCGUCUGCCAGGGGGUCCCGGGUGACCCGGCCUCAUCCCCAAAUCCCCAAAUCCCCAAAUCCCAGACUCUGGAGCCCUGGAAGCUCUACGCCACCGUGGGGCUGCUGGUGGGGCUGGACGUGGUGACCUUGGUGGUGUGGCAGAUCGUGGACCCCCUGCACCGGACCAUCGAGGAAUUCACCAAGGAGGAGCCCAAGACGGACCUGGACGUGUCCAUUCUGCCCCAGCUCGAGCACUGCAGCUCCACCAAGAUGAACACGUGGCUGGGUGGGGUUUUGGGGGGUCCUGGGGGGGCCUUUGGGGGGUCU
Messenger RNA from Neopelma chrysocephalum (saffron-crested tyrant-manakin), 396 nucleotides. RefSeq names its product gamma-aminobutyric acid type B receptor subunit 1-like. Gene Ontology annotation, cellular component: membrane; G protein-coupled receptor heterodimeric complex. The transcript has 3 exons. Gene Ontology annotation, biological process: G protein-coupled receptor signaling pathway; gamma-aminobutyric acid signaling pathway. The annotation marks the transcript as partial. Lineage: Eukaryota; Metazoa; Chordata; Aves; Passeriformes; Pipridae. Gene Ontology annotation, molecular function: G protein-coupled GABA receptor activity. The record is from RefSeq and is a predicted model, not a curated record.